Molecule: messenger RNA, 6278 nt
Organism: Pseudophryne corroboree (corroboree frog)
Lineage: Eukaryota; Metazoa; Chordata; Amphibia; Anura; Myobatrachidae
Gene: LRRC7
Product: leucine rich repeat containing 7
Exons: 27
Coding region: 409-4980 (1523 amino acids)
Biological process (GO): embryo development; neurotransmitter receptor transport postsynaptic membrane to endosome; receptor clustering
Cellular component (GO): postsynaptic density; basolateral plasma membrane; adherens junction
Molecular function (GO): protein binding
Source: RefSeq, a predicted model, not a curated record
GGUGCGGGGGCGGCGGAGGGGCUGCACAGGAUCUGAGCAUUGCAUGAGCCCGGCGGGAGGAGGACGCUGCUGCUGCUGCUGCUGCUGCUGCCCGGGCACUGUCUGACCCCUGCCAGCCGGGCACACAUGCUCUGCAGCCCGGGCACCUGGAUGGAGGUGGCAGAGGAUGAGUGCCCACUCCCUGCUGUGUAGGGGCUGCCCGGAGCGGGUGUCAUGUCUCACUGUGGAGCUCGCCUGAUCCCCAGCCUGAUCCUCUGCCCGAUGGGGGCCAGCCCGUGGUUACACCUGAAGGACACCGUGUAGAGACCCCUGGAGCCGGUGACCCUUACCCACCCUGCGGACCACCAGACCACUAGGACUAGCAGAGCAGCUCCGGGCACUCAUGGGCAAUCUUUCAUCCCUGCAAUAAUGGAGAACCUCAGGAUGUGUAAAGAUCCUGCACCGUACCAGGGAAACUCCACCGUGCAGGAGAUGCUUGCCCCGGUGAAGAAGAGACCGGAAGAAGAGUUGCAGUGCCUGGAGAUGACGACUAAGCGGAAGAUCAUUGGCCGGCUUGUCCCAUGCAGAUGUUUUCGAGGCGAAGAGGAGAUAAUAUCGGUGUUGGAUUAUUCCCAUUGCAGCCUACAGCAGGUGCCAAAGGAGGUGUUCAGUUUUGAAAGAACGUUGGAGGAACUUUAUCUCGAUGCCAACCAAAUUGAAGAAUUACCCAAGCAAUUGUUCAGUUGUCAGGCUCUCCGGAAGCUAAGUAUGCCUGACAACGAUCUCUCCGCCCUGCCGGCAACCAUUGCCAGUUUAGUCAACCUCAAAGAGUUGGAUAUGAGCAAGAACGGUAUACAAGAAUUUCCAGAUAAUAUAAAAUGUUGUAAAUGUUUAACGAUAGUUGAGGCCAGUGUGAAUCCCAUAUCAAAGCUACCGGAUGGCUUUACGCAGCUUCUUAAUUUAACUCAGCUGUACCUUAAUGAUGCCUUUCUUGAGUAUCUUCCAGCCAAUUUUGGAAGGCUCAGCAAAUUGCGGAUAUUAGAAUUAAGAGAAAACCAUUUGAAAACUUUACCAAAGUCGAUGAGCAAACUGACGCAACUCGAGAGACUGGAUCUGGGCAAUAAUGAGUUUGGUGAGCUGCCCGAGGGCCUGGAGCAAAUACAGAAUUUAAGGGAGUUGUGGAUAGACAACAAUUCACUUCAAACGAUGCCUGGGUCUAUAGGAAAACUGAAACUGCUCAUCUACCUGGACAUGUCCAAGAACCGGAUCGAAAGCAUAGACAUGGAAGUAUCCGGAUGCGAGUCCCUGGAAGAUCUUUUACUCUCCUCCAAUUUAUUGCAACACUUGCCUGACUCAAUAGGUUUGCUGAAAAAACUCACAACUCUGAAAAUAGAUGACAAUCAACUUGUAGCACUACCAAAUACGCUUGGAAAUUUAUCUGUAUUAGAAGAGUUCGAUUGCAGUUGUAAUGAAUUGGAGAAUCUGCCUCCAACCAUUGGUUACUUGCACGGUCUCCGCACAUUGGCCGUGGACGAGAACUUCCUGACAGAGCUGCCUCGGGAAAUUGGAAAUUGUAAGAAUGUUACCGUGAUGUCUCUUCGGUCGAACAAAUUGGAGUUCCUCCCUGAAGAAAUUGGGCAGAUGCAGAAGUUGAGAGUGUUGAAUUUAAGCGACAACAGGUUAAAGAAUUUACCGUUCAGCUUUACUAAACUGAAAGAACUUGCUGCUCUGUGGCUUUCAGACAAUCAGUCCAAAGCACUAAUUCCUCUGCAGACCGAGGCGCACCCUGACACCAAGCAAAGGGUACUAACCAACUACAUGUUCCCCCAGCAGCCGCGGGGCGAUGAAGAUUUCCAGUCGGACAGCGACAGUUUCAACCCCACGCUGUGGGAGGAGCAGCGGCAGCAGAGGAUGACGGUGGCUUUUGAGUUUGAAGAGAAGAAAGAAGAAGAAGAAGGUCCUGGGAAAGUCAAGGUGGAAAUCAAUCUGAAGAGAUACCCAACACCGUAUCCGGAGGAUCUAAAGAACAUGGUGAAGUCUGUGCAGAACAUGGUUGGGAAGGGGGUUCACAGCUCCUCCCUGGAUAAUUCCAUCCCAACGCCGAGCGCGGAGCAGAAUCUCAAGGAAAAAUAUGAACAUAAGUGGCCGAUGUCAGCGAAAGACAUGAAGUCUGAGGUAUCGAAUCGGGAACAUAAAGAAUUCCAAAAGAGCCAAAUGUCAGACUCUGGAAACAUCCGAAGCUAUUCCCUGGAUGUCCCUAAGAGGAAGGAGAAGGAUGAGCAUUCGGAAAGAUCAGAGGAGCCAUUUGGACAUCGUCCGGCUGACAUGCGCAUCGCCGAGCUUCGUCCGUCGUUGAUCGAAACGCCGCUGUACCCACCGAAAUUGGUGCUGCUGGGGAAAGAUAAAAAAGAGUCUACAGAUGAUUCUGAGAUGGAUAAACAUCAUCACAACAGUGUGUCAUCGGGGACCUAUUCUGACUAUUCGCCUUCCCAAGCCUCUUCAGGGUCCUCGAAUGCUCGCGUAAAAGUGCAGAUUACCGCUAAGGAGGCCGUAAACAGCUCAUUGUGGGGUAACAGACUUACCCAGUCCUUCCCGCAGCCACUUGAAACAAAGCCAUUAUUGAGCCAGCGAGAGGCAGCGCCCAUUGGGAAUCUACAACAACGCAACGACCGCCAGAACCUUAACGACUCAUUCACUGAGAACUGGAACAAUAGCUCGCAUUACGACAACACUGGGUUUGUGGCAGAAGAGAAUACGGCGGAGAAUGCGGGGGGCAACCCGAUGCUCAAUUCAAAAUCAAGAAGCACAUCCGCUCACGGGCGGCGGCCGCUCAUCAGACAAGAUCGGAUUAUCGGCAUUCCUUUGGAGUUGGAGCAGCCCACACAGAGGAACUCUCAAGAAGCAGACAUGUCGCCCAGUAAUCCUUGGCAAAAUUGGACCCGGACUCCCAGUCCAUUCGAAGACAGGACAGCUUUUCCGUCCAAACUUGAAAGCACCCCAGUUAACAGCCCGUUACCGGAGAGGAAGGAGCAUAAGCCCCAGUCACUAGAAAACCCAAGCACAUUCUCCUCAGGCCCGGCAUGGGAAUUUCAUGACUCCAGCUCCAGUCGGAGCAUGGCAAAUGUGUUUCCACAUACUCACUGUCGCCCCGAGUCCGCCAAAAACUCCAUGUCAAUGAGCAAAAGUACCGAAAGGCUCUCUCCGUUAAUGAAGGACUUGAAGACGGGCAGGUUCAAAAAGUCUCAAAGUAUAGAUGAGAUCGAUAUCGGUGCAUUCAAGGUCUACAAUAUCCCAUUGCAAAACUAUGACCCGAGAAACAUCAUGCAAGGAAGCUACGACAGACCGGACUUGGGCAUGCUGCAAGAGCACAGCAUGUCCCGGAGCCAGUCGGUGCCCAUGCUCGAUGAUGAGAUGUUGAGCUACGGAACCAGCAGAGGGCAGCAACAGAAACCUGUCACGAAGAAGGUAUAUCAGUUUGACCAAAGUUUUAACCCGCAGGGUGCCGUUGAAGUUAAACCAGAGAAGAGAGUACCUCCUCCGUUCUCGUACAACCCGGAGUACCCGCCGCAGCAAGCAAAAACAAUGGCAAAAGAUUUGAUCAGCCCCAGGGCUUAUAGAGGGUAUCCUCCCAUGGAACAGAUGUUCUCCUUUUCUCAGCCCUCAGUCAACGAAGACUCUCUCCCCCCUCAAUUUACAAGUCAAGGGUCAAGGCCAGGGUUUUUGAAAAGAGCGGAUUCUCUGGCAAGCGCUACUGAGAUGGCCAUGUACCGGCGGGUGAGUGAACCCCAUGAACUUCCACAAACGGAUCGGUACGGCAGGGCGCCAUUCCUGGGGGCCAUGGAACGCCAAAGCAGCAUGUCAGUGGCCGAAUCUCAGUUCCUAAAGAGGAACGGCCGGUAUGACGACGACCACGGCUCCUUCCCGGAGGUGAAAUCUCAAGGAGGUUAUCAGGUCAAAACCCUCACGCAGCGAAGGCCGCUGUCUGCGAGAAGUUACAGCACAGAGACCUAUGGGACCUCUCAGACUCGUCCCGUUUCCGCCAGGCCAACGAUGGCAGCCCUGCUCGAAAAGAUACCGUCUGACUACAACUUGGUGAACUACGGCGAUAAGCCCACAGACGGUGACAUGAAGGCGAGGCAGAAUCAGGGAAAGAUAGAGGACACCUGUAACAAAAUGCCACCAGACUGGAGGCAGCAACUGCUCAGGCACAUAGAGGCUAGAAGACUGGACAGGAAUGACGCUUUUAAUGUUGGCUUGCUACACUCAGGAACUCUCUCUGCAAUGCAUGGUGGGAAAAGCAUGAGUUACACCAUGCACCAUUCCGCUAACUACCAAGACAUGCUUCUCUACAAUACUCCGUCGCAGCAGAGCAACAUCAUGGAUAAUGGACAGGAAGAUAUAUCUAUCAGUCAGUGGAACCCGUACCCACUGGGCCGAAGAGACGUCCCACCGGAAACUGUCGCUAAGAAGCUUCCUGAAGCUUUGCCUAACGGGUUACAUUACCCACAGGCAGGUAGCCAUAUCCAGACGUUAAUGGGAUCGCAGAGCCUGCAACACAGAUCCAGGGAGCAGCCGCACUAUGACGGCGGGAUGAACAAGGUGACAAUACAACAGUACCAGUCUCCACUGCCGAUCCAGAUCCCGUCGGCACAGAGAGGUCCUCAGUCUGGCCGCUGCUUAAUACAAACAAAAGGGCAGCGGAGUAUGGAUGGAUACCCAGAGCAGUACUGUGUAAGGAUAGAGAAGAACCCUGGCCUUGGAUUUAGUAUAAGUGGUGGACUUAGCGGACAAGGGAAUCCCUUCAAGCCGUCAGAUAAGGGUAUCUUUGUUACUAGGGUUCAGCCUGAUGGACCAGCGUAUGGGGUGCUCCGGCCCGGGGAUAAGAUCCUACAGGCAAACGGACACAGUUUUGUAUAUAUGGAGCAUGAAAAGGCUGUCUCGCUCCUGAAGAACUUUUCAACAACAGUAGACCUUGUAAUUCAACGUGAGCUUACUGUCUAAAUAUUUUUUAUAAGCGGUAAUAAUAUCAGUUAGACAGAUCUCUUCUAAGACGUUUUGCCAAUUGCUGGAUCAAUGGCAAAGAUCAGUGCCAAAUGUAGAAUAAUGGUUGCUAUUGACUGACAGAUGUUGACAAUAUACAUAUGGAAAAUAAUGUGGAUAACAGAUGUAGUCCUUUUAACCAAUAGCCUGAGGCUGGGCUGAGCAUUGGUGCAGUUUUAUAAAAUUAAAACGAAUAAGUUUAUUCCCAAAGUGGAUUUAUAGUUUUGAGAGCAUGGAAGCACACAAGAAGCAGCUCUUCCUGUACCUGAAAUCGCCAUCAAGCACUGCCUCGACGUUGUAUAUGUCUUUUAUAUAGAACAUAAAAAAAAUAACAAGAGGAAUCGCAAGUCAUAUUUUGACUUCUAUACAAAAAAUGAUUACAAAACAGAAAAAUAUUUUCUUAACUAAUGGAUAAAUUGAUAAGAAAGUAUUUAUUAAAGAUGUAGAUGUUACAUUGAAUUAUUAAUCCCUUUUUAUAUAAGAAAUAGAUACUUAUGCCUUAUGGAAAUCACUUUAAACGUAUAGAUUUAAUUCCAUUACUUUCAUUUAAUGAAGAAGUGGAACUCGAUCUCUCCGACCUGCUCUUAACGCGUUUCAUAACUUCUAUAAUUGUAUGUUAGCAGAUGUGGUUAAACCAUCAUUUUGCCAGAAAUUAUUUCUGCAUUGGGUGUUUUAGUCAUGCAUUAGGGAAAUCUAUUUUAGUGGGUCAUGGUUAGCUGAAAACUUUUUUCUUUUUCUUUUUUUUAACCCGAGAUUGGGUUUACAGGUACAGAUGUUUGGGUCAACUAUUUUUUUAAUACACACCAAGUAAGCCAAUACUUCAUAGAAUAUUUUACAGUUCUGUGCUAUAGUCUGAGGCCAUAAUAAAGUCAAUUAUUAUAAAAAAUAAAAAAAAGGGUUUUCAAAGACAGUUUGGGGAAGAAAAUAAUCGUCUCUCCAACUAUCCUUCGGCACUCAACCCAGUAAAGCUCUAUUUUAAUGGUCACCAAUGUGUAAACACUGCUUUAUCUCCCGUUUACGUUUGAACACCAAUGAAUGUUAAAACUCAGUUUUUCGGGUGAAAUUCAGUUACUAUUUCUAAAAUAUUUGUAUUAAGAAUUUUUAUGUUGUGGCAAGACGGAGCAUCAAGGACUGUUAGCUUUUCGAUGGCAUGUGUUCUGUUUUACCUUUUUGGCUUUGUUUAUUCUUAGAAUAUUUUUUUUUUCAUGCUUUUAAUUGCUUCUGUGGAAGAUUUUAAAUAAAAGUGAUUCAGAUCUUUA